Messenger RNA from Octopus sinensis (East Asian common octopus), 1144 nucleotides. Its product is annotated as mediator of RNA polymerase II transcription subunit 19. NCBI's taxonomy places the organism in Eukaryota, Metazoa, Mollusca, Cephalopoda, Octopoda, Octopodidae. Gene Ontology annotation, cellular component: mediator complex. The record is from RefSeq and is a predicted model, not a curated record. Gene Ontology annotation, molecular function: transcription factor binding; transcription coregulator activity. The coding region runs from base 205 to 912 and encodes 235 amino acids. Gene Ontology annotation, biological process: positive regulation of transcription by RNA polymerase II. The transcript has 6 exons.
CGUCACAUGGUACACACCGUCUAUUUUGUUGAUUUCACUCUCGUCUCUCUUCUUCGAUGGAAUCUCUUUUCAUUUAAAACAAAAGAUGUAGUCUUUUCAGAUGUCACCAAACAGCUUAAAUAAUUAGUAUUUCUGUUGCUAUCAAAUACUCCAAUUUACCAUUCCAUAUAUUGUACUCUGCGAAUUCGUUUUAAAAAAACGAUAAUGAUGGCAGAUCAGCUCCGCAGAGUUGAACCCGCGAUCUCCAGCCCCAAAUCCAGUCCCAGGGGUUCCAGGUCCCCGGCACAUCCUCGCACCGAUUCCACAGGAACACUUAAAACUACCAUCAGUUUAGGCAAAGUACCGUCUGUUAUCCAUUCGGGACCGUUUUACCUCAUGAAAGAUGUACCUGAGCAAGCCGAAAUGACUGGAUACACGAACCUUAUGUCAUAUUAUGGACUUGGUAAUUCCUACAAUAAAUUUUUUACAAAGAAAGUGAAAGAGGAACUCAGUGCAUUCUUACCUACACUUCCUGGAAAUAUCGACACACCUGGCAUUAAUGACACAAGCUCCCUUCGGUCAGUGAUUGAAAAGCCACCAAUCAGUACCCGGGAAUUAUUACCAUUGUCAGGUGCAAGCCUAGCAGGUUUCAGACUCCACCCUGGACCUCUUCCUGAGCAAUAUCGCUUUCUGAAUCAGACGCCACAGAAAAAGAAACACAAACACAAAAAGAGUAAGAAAGAAGGCGGCAAAGAUGGUAAUUCUCAAGAGAUUCAAGGAGAAAAUUCUUCCGAUACUGGUCACGAUAAAAAGAAGAAAGUGAAACGAUCAGACGAAGAGAAAGAGAAAAAGAAACGAAAGAAGAAAAAGAAGAAGAAACACAGUCCAGAACAUCCAUUGUCUGUUCCAUCAUCAUCGGAUAUUACUCUCUGAGUGCCACCAUUACCAUUGUAUUUUUACCAUAUUCUUUGAGCAACAAAUUUAAUCAAAUGGUUAUUUUCUCUUUUUUUUUUUUUCUCCUUGAACAUCCAAAUCUGUGGGAUUUUUUAAAACUGUAUGUCUUAUAGUCUAACUAAUUGCAUUAUUAUUAUUAUUAUUAUUAUUAUUUUUAUAAUUAUUAUUAUUAUUAUUAUUAUGAACCAGCAGAAUUGUUAGCAUGUUGGAU